UUGUGGACAGUAGACGAGACGCCUACCGGCACAGGCGUCGUCCGCGUCAUUGUUAGUUGGCAAGCAAACUCAGAGAGAUAGUGCAGCCGGCUAAGAUGCUCUACUUGAGGUAGCUGAAGCCCGAAAAAGGAGGGGUCUGAUAGCAAAGCUCCCGGGGGGGGAUGCGGAGAGAGGGAAGUACGCGGGCUAGCUUCUCCUCUGCUGCUCACUGCUCCUCCACAAGGAUACGGGGUAAUGGUGGCGGGUUGUAGUCGGUUGGUCAAUGCAAGGCAGGCGGUAAGCUCUGGGUAAGUGCCGCGAUAGUGGCGCUUAAAGGUUCUGUUCGCUUAGAAGCAAUGACAGUGCGUUUGCGCUAAGCAGCAGUGGCAAACAGGGGGUGUGGGGAGAAGUAAGCACUAAGGGUGAAGAUUGGGGUGCUCCGCGGAGACCGGUGGAGCACGAGGGCGGACCGCGCUCCGUAGGAAAGAGGCACCAGGCAGGCGACAUGAUGGCCUCCCUCCACAAACACCGUCUACCACCAGCAACGGUAACGGGGAAGCGAACAGUAAGAUAACCUAGAGCUAAGCGAAAAGCGAAAUUCACCGCGCCGACAACUGAAAAUCCAAGCAGUGUUGAGCCUAAUCCGAAGCAUCUCUAUCUAACUACCCAGGCAAGUAGCAAGCACCUUCGCUGUGGCCUACCGCUGUUAAACAUGAGUCGAUGAGCCGAACAAAGGAGUAGGUCGCUUCCAUUGUUAACAACGCCGCUUGACAAGUGGGGCGCUUUGCCUCGCCUUGGUUCUACCUUUACCGCCAUCGCUACCGUCCUAUCCCGUGCUGUGCUUGACUUGUGCGUGUUUGUUGGUGUGCGUGCGUAUCACAAAAUUAACUGUUUCUGGAUAGCAAUAGUUGAGUGACUGCUUGGUGGACUAGCAUAAUAUAGGCGGAACUGUGUCUCCGCGCGCCCCGCUACUCAGCGGGUCGUAGUCCCAUCGUAUCGUCUCCCAGAGCUAUGUGUUGAACAGUGGCUGAUCGUCGCCGUGGUCAUCUUGCCGUCUGAUCAUACGAACCUCUGAUAAUCAUUAUCGAGAAGCAUAUUAUUCUUGCUGUUUGUGUUGGUGAAAAAGUGGGUUCAUCGCUGCAGCCGUUACCGUCGCCGCCGCUUCUUGGAUAUUUCUACUCAACAGUAGUGCCUACACAAGCACGAGCACGGGCACGAGCACAAGCACGACCACGACCAAGACGACUUAAAAGAACACACGACAAUUCAAUAAACUAUUGUUGUUAUUGCUAUUACUACAAUUGGAAGCAAGCUAACACAGAUAGUAAUGAAGACGAGAUUGACUAACUAGCUAAUGGUGAUCCGUGAACGAAUCGAGUGCAAUUAAAAUAGAAGCGCUACCAAUCAACGAUCAUAACGCGACCAUUAAUCAUUGCUGAACGCGGGGAGUGCUGUGGCCAUGCAUUGUGGCUCGCGCGGUACGACCUACCGUAUUGAGGAUUCCAGAUCCCGUUCGGCCCUGCUGCUCAUGCCCAUCCGCAGGAUUUCCAUGUGAGCGACGACGUCACGUUACAGCUGCAGGAACCACGGCAUGAUCGCAACGGCCGUGCUGUGCAAUUCACUACGUGCGAUGAUGUCCAGGCCAUGCCAGCUGCAGCGUUAAAUCGCCGUAAGUCGACCGACCGACCGACCGAUCGUUGUUAUUUCGCUAGGAACGCUAUUGUCGCCGCAAAGUAAUCAGACGCGAGGCCAGCAGAGUUCAAUUUGUCGUUGUUAGUAUUGCUGAUACUAGUGCUAUUGCAAAUCGCUGCCGCUGAGCUCAUCGACAGGCGCUGUAAUAAUAUUCCCUAGCUCUUGGUUAUUCCUUAUCGAAACACUUGGUUUGGCAAAGCAUCGUCCGAUGACGUUUGAAGAUUGGCACACUAAAUCAUCAGGUCAGACAACAGUGAUUACGGAGCAAAAGCUGAAGAAUGAGCUGCUCGCUGACCAGUACCUUCAGGGCUCAGAGCACGCCGGAGCCAAUGGCUCGUCGGCGCAGCUUCGUCUGCCGCAGUGCGGCCUGCAAAGCCCUCAACAUCCGCAGCUCCAACAGCAGCCGUUCGGCAAUCACGACGGACACCUGCAAGGACACCACGCCAACAGUUCUCCACGGCUGAUCCCUCCGCUACAUGACAAGUUCGCCCAUCUUUUGGCCGAUACGAUGUUCUGCUGCGGGCGGAGAAAGGACACACACGAGACGGAGUUCGCCGUUGGAGUAGAUGGCAGCGACAGUCGCCACCUCUUCUACAAUAUGUCAACAGGAGCAGGCCGAGGCCGAGGAGUUCCUGGCCAAUUCUCCGGCGGCCCUGGCAUGGCCAAUGGCAUAUCGGCCCCAUUGGGCCGGGGCCGGCUCCCCUCUGGUCAGGUGCCUGAGAUGGUGAUUCAGAGCGAUUUUCGAAAGAUAUCUGGCAUUUCUACGGACGUUUUCCGACAGAUCGAGGCGGUCGAAAACUCAUAUGAUGCGCAGACAGCCGCUAACAUGGAGAUGGUAGAACGCCGUGGAGAAAUGAUUAUCCGUUUGUUAGAUCCACGCUCGUUGGGCCGUGUAGGACUGGAGUUUGGCCGGCGCUACAUUGAGGCAGCGGCGCAGUCUCAUGCGGUCCGCUUCGUCGAAAUCAUUAAACGGCCAGGUCAAACGCUCGGUCUCUACAUUCGUGAAGGCGACGCACCGUACGCGUACGAGGGUGUUUACAUCUCGCGGAUCGCACUUGAAAGUGCCGUUUAUUCAUCAGGACUGCUCAAGGUCGGCGAUGAGAUCCUGGCAGUCAAUCUGGUCGAUGUUCGGCGUAUGUCACUAGAUGAUGUCGUUAUCAUCAUGUCUAUACCGCGUCGGCUUGUCCUAACCAUACGCGCCUCAUCUCACCCGCCUGUGCAGCAAUCCCAUGGCGCUGCCAUAUCGGCGACAACCCUGCAACAGCAUGAAGGUGGACUUUACGGCGGUGGGGGGCCACACGCGACACAUACGACCAUUGGAAGUACACUCGAUCGACCACGGCCAGUCGUCGUCAUCAAGAAGGACAUGCACAAUGAUGAAGAUGGCCAACGCGAGUUUUACAAGCCGCCCGGCGCCCCGAUGGGCUACGAGGAUCCGUACGGAUUUGGCGGGCAUCGCGCGCAAGUACAAUCAACUCAGCCAAAACUACAGCACCAAUAUCCGAAGACGCUGGACAACCUCGGUGAGCAAGUUGGUUUCAGCACAACGCCACGGCCGAGUGGUCCUGGACCAGUAGGGGGUGUGGGGAGCGUCCCAGGUGGCCCGACCGGUUCAAUGAUCGUCCGAGGGCAGGAGAACUAUGACUAUUCCAAAUCGCUGAGUCGUGCAGGAGUCGGACCCGAACGGCCAGCGUCAAGACAGCAAGGACGCUUCAUGACGGCUGAUCGGGCGAUGAUGCGGACGGAGAGUGAACAGAGGCUUGCAGCGGCCGCCCUGGCUCAAGGCGCUGCACACGUGGCCAAUCAGCGGCAAAACUCUUUCGACAGGUACUACUCACUAAGCUUGAGACCCAGAAUGAAUAGCGCAGGUGCGACAACUCUCCAGAGUAAGACCCUAGGCCGACCUGGAUCGUCAACAGGCUAUUCUUCCGAAGACUAUACAUACCUUUCCGUCAGUCGACAAAAUCUCCAGGCUGCGACGGCCGCAACUGCUGCUGGUAUCCGACGAGCGUCUCUCAUGGAAUCGAGUUCGGAUACGGAGAUGAGUUCAUCCCGGGAUUUGAUGCUAGGACGUGGUAUAGCGCGUUCUGUCAGUGGGAUGGGCGUUCAGCGGCCAGCCGGAAGAAGCAACUCUCUACCGCGGGUUCGAACGGCAGGAAUCAUCUCAGCGGCGAUGGCCGCUGCCGAAUCGGAAUAUCGCCGUCAGCAAAGCCUCGGCCGUUACGGACCCCCUGAAAAUGAUGACUUCCAGGAUCGACGGCGGCGUCCGUCAGCCAGUAGCGCAACAGGACGCUAUGACUCUCUGUCAGGAAAAUUAUCUACGGUAUCGCUGCGCAAGGAUUUGUCACUAUCUCGAAUCGCUGCACAUUCAACUGAUUCGUUGCUGGAAAGUCUUCGACAGGAUAACCGUAUCUUGGCCGGUAGCACGGCCACCCUGGGACGAUCGACUUCAGCGCUGGGCUUCGCGAGCCGCCAGAGUAACCUCCCACAUGCCUUUAGCAUGGACUACAUCAAACUUCCUCAUUUAAGCGGUGCCGAUAAAGCGGGCCUCGUGCUUGGAUCUGCCGCUGGAUCGCGCAGCGAUCUGUUUAAUAAAGGGUACGGGGGGAGUCGACAAAGUGUUGAAAUGAUGGCCCCUGGGGGGCUGUCGGCGUUGUCGGGAGUGCUGUGGGUACAUCUACUAGCCGCGCGAGGCUUGCGCGCGACUGGGAGCCACAAAGAGGCUCAAUUCCGCGAUCUUUAUUGCGUCAUCGAGUGCGAUCGGGUGCACAAGGCGCGUACCGUGGUCCGCACAGGGGAUCACUCGUUCGAUUGGAACGAAGUGUUCGAGCUCGACCUCGCGGACAACAUCAACGUCGCGUUUCUGCUCUACAGCUGGGAUCCGCAAUCACGCCACCGCCUCUGCUACAAAGGCACGAUCAAUCUACUUAGCGCGCUAAAGGAAGCGCCUGUGUACAAUAUAGCUUUGAAGCUUGAGCCUAGAGGUUCGCUUUACGUUAAAUUGCGAUAUCGCAACGUGAAACAGACUUUUCAGAGGUUGCCGUCGACCAGUCCACAAACUGGAGUGUUUGGAGUUCCACUGGACGUCCUCAUUGGCCGCGAACAAGGCAGCGGUGUGCCCUUAAUCCUAAAACGCUGUAUCGAGGAGGUUGAGACACGUGGCCUCGAUAUCGUCGGCAUCUACAGACUGUGUGGGUCAGCUCUGCGCAAGAAGAUUCUUCGUGAGUGGUUUGAGAGAAACGCAUGGACAGUGGACCUCACCGCGGAACAUGUGCCAGACAUCAAUGUCAUUACCAGCCUGGUCAAGGACUACUUACGGGAGCUGCCAGAGCCGUUGUUCACAAAGGGUCUGUUCGACAUGCUAGCAGACGGCUUAUCCGUCUGCAUGCCAGACGAUCCAACGGGAAACGCAAAAUUAAUGUUUGGAAUUCUCGACUGUCUCCCAAAAACGAAUCGUUCGACUGCGCUGUUUUUGCUUGACCAUCUUAAACAAGUUGUGGCUCACUGCGAAACUAAUAAGGUCACUUCCCAAAGUUUAGCUGUAUCCUUCGGGCCGAUUUUGAUGUGCCACAGCAAAUUUGAAGAACUAUCUCACAUCCCGAAACCGAUUGAGAUUCUCAAGUACCUCAUCGACCUGUGGCCUCCAAAACCACAGUCGCAGCAGCCCAAACCACAGCCUAACCCACAACAGUCAACGGUGCAGGACGGUCAAGGAGGACAUCCUCAUCAGAAUCCGAGCCGGGGACCCCCGUUGGAAGCAAGCGGGAUGGACCAACCACGCCCAGGCCUAUCCGCCGCUAACGUCACAGCACCUGGUAACGGGGUCACAUCAGGGUCUGGGCAUGGCACACCACGAGGAUCCGCCAGCAACUCCAACUCCUCCACGACGGCGAUCGAGGACAGUACAGUGCCGCUGAAGACUAGCCCAGAAGACAAGGAACAGCUCCAGCAUACGAGUCGAACUAACGAAACGACCUCACGUGGACCGUCUCACGGAGCAAGCAAGGGUCUAGCUGAACGUUGAGUCGUCCCGAUCGACCAUCCUGCGUAACUGCGUAACUAUCAGCACAACGGCUAGUUAUUAACUGAUUACUCGCACUGAUCGUUCAAUGCUACCAUCGCUCUUGAUUUUACGUAAGAGCAACUGUCGACGUUACUGUAGACAAGGUGCAUAUUGAUGCAAAUGUUACUUAGGGCUCUCGUUCAUGAACAACUACAAAAUACAAGCUUGCAGCCAGCCUGAUGCUAGCGUAUUUGCUGGCUGCAGGCUUGUGUCUUGUAGUAAUGCAAGCCAGUGGGGUUCAAUGAUCAGCGCUUUCGCUCCCUCUUAUUGGAAAUAGCAACAACAAUUAACUACCACAAUAUGUAACUUGCUAAUAAAUUGCCUAACACAAAUAAUACGUAAUAUUUGACAGUAAUUGAUUGACGGGCUGACGGUCGACCAUUGAAAAUGGUCAAAGAAAAUAUGCGGUAGCAAUAGACAGAGGAGGGAAGAACAGCAGUGAAACAAAACAAAAACAACGUGAAACUAUUUAACGCACGGCAUUGCGAAUUCAAAUGAAAAAAUCGCAUCGGGCAGACGGCUUAAGCAUGUAUCUGCUAUCAGUAGGGCGAUGUAGACGCGGAACAAACCGAUCGUAAGGUGGCGACUGGGCAAAUAGCGAUGUGUUUGAUUGAUGCUUCCGGCUUCGAACCUAGUGUGGGCUCUAGACCUGGUUCAGGGCACCGAAAUCGUGUGAGCACGAGGUGUCUAUUGACAGUAAUAAUGAUGAUGAUGAUGAUCAUGAGCGAAGUAGACGGAAGUCCCCACUUAUUCUGUAACAGGUGCAUUCACACCACCAGAAAACUUCACGUGCUGAAAGGAACGUAACAUAGAAAAAGGAAAAGACGCCGUCGUCAAGCAGCGAUCGCAAGAGGGACACACACACAUACAGACACACACAGGCACUCACGCACACAAAAGUUGUAUCAUAUCGGGCUCUUGUAGGUUUGUGCAACUAGACCUACAAGUUGCCCUUGUAAAAUAGUAGAUUGCAUGGUUUUAGCACAAAAUGAACAGUCGCUGUAACGCCUAGACACAGAACGUACGACUAAUAAUAGGGUCAUCGUAACAGAAGGAUUGCGCCACGACUGUAAUUGAAAAAGGGGCGAGUAGGACCAUGCUCCGGAAUCAGAGUAAAACGCAAACGGAUGAAGCUGUACACUGAGGGAUUAUUGGGCUAGUCGCAUAACGGCAAUGCAAUAGCAAUCAUAAGUAUCUAAACAAUAUUCAGAAACUGCACAGGAAACAAACGUAGAGCAGCCAAGAAUCGGUGUUUGGCGAUGAGGGAACACGAGCCCGGUUCGUCUAGCUAACAUUUAGAGCUUCAAUUGGAUUGACGAUCAGAUAAAAUGAGAAUGGAUGAGCAACUGCAAGAACGAACCCCAAGACCCAACACACAUUGCCAAUAGCCUAUACCACAGAACGUAUACCAAGCAAUCCUUGCCUAGAUACACGCGUUGUAAGGACGAUAAUAAGGUAUAUGAGCAAAGAUACAAUGAUAAUGAGCUAAGAAAUAAUGAGCGGAGUAUGUGUGCAAGAAGUGUGCGGAAGUGAACCGAAUUAGCAGACGAUGGCACAGUAUAGAUACAAUUAUAAAUAAAGCCCAGGUCUUAUUUAUAACUUCGUUUUAGUGGGCGGGGGCGGGGCGGGGUGGAGGGGGAACGAAAAUGAUAAGGAGUAUUAUGGUGGUUGCGAAAGCGAGAUGGAAUAUAAGUGAAGCUGUAACAAAAAAAAAAUAAAAAGAGUGAGGAGGAGACCCAAUAAUACGAUGAUGAUAAUGAGCCAUAAUGACAAUAAUAAUGUUCAUGCUGUAUAUCUUGGUUCGUUAGCCGGUACUGUGAUGCUUACCUGAGUGUUUUUACAUUUGCAUUGAACGUACAUUAUAUAUUAAUAUACUACAUGAUUAAAGCAAUUAUUACCUUUAACGUUAUAUUUAACGAGAACCGAAACAAAGGAGGAAGCGGACAUAUAUACGUACACGUAUUAAUAUAACGGCUAUAUAAAUACAACACACGAUUACGAACAGUAUGGAAUAUACGCAACAAGCACAGUAACAACAACAACAACAAACAUUAAACUUGUCCCUCAAAAUGUUAGCGUACAAAAGUUGACCCGAUUUGCGUCCGGCGCCAUUACGCCAAAGCACAAAAUCAGCGGUUUUGUGAAGACCAUAUCGUCGCAAAAUUGUCAGCUGUUUAUGUCGACACGGACGGCUGACAACGGUCUUAUGUACAAUGUGUGUGAGCUUUUUUUAUCAGUUGCCAUGAACACCUCUCUUGUACCUUGAGCCUUAAAUGUUAACAAAUGAAUAUAGAUGGCACACCGGCUAGUGUUUGAAUCUUAUUGCUAAUGAAAAGGUGAUCAGUGUCAUAAAGAAGCAGCAAAUAUAACAGUAUAAUAUACAGAUAUUAAUUUCUCUGGCGGAGGCUUGCAAUAACCAAUAACAGGAACAUGGCUCAUGCUAUGUGACAAACGAGUCACUUAUAAUAACUAGGAGAUGUGAGCAUUGCUUAACAAACGAGAUAUUUUAGUUCUUUUCAUUAUAUUAAAUAAGGCUUCAAACUCCACUCGGCUUGUUUAGCUCCUAGGUUUUAGCGGUUGGGUAUUAGGCAGGAGUUUCACCGACGCUAAGCGGCAAGGUUAUUGAGUACUGCCAAAGAAAAUCCGCCUCAGUAACCUUGACAAAGCGCUAGAACGCAGCGGACUAACUGCGUAGGCAGUGAUUGUGUUUUACGCUAACCGGCUCACAGUUUUAGCCUCUACAUAAAUUCCUUGGUUACAUUGAAUAAUGGAAGAAACAAUAACGCGCGACGCUUGCCAUCGCAUCUCAAAACAUCUGUCAGAGCUGGAGUGCAAUAGGCACUCGUUUUCUACAAGUACAACUCGUCUCAACUCUACCGUUUCAACUAUUACUUCUUAUAUCGCAUUGACCAUUGAGCUGCUUCGUUUAUUAGUGCCUCUACUAAUCCCUCACACCAUCACUGAAGAACUCGGUAGACAGCGCUAACAGUUAAACCGGCAGACAACUUCAGCGGGCUCUAGCGGCCGGAACGAACAAUAUUCACGGCUAACUUACGUAUAAUUGAUGCGUCUCAAGCAAGUCAUUGCGACCUCGAGCAGAAUACCGGCAAACGAUCACAAUUUGUGACAGCCAUUAGAUGAGCCAUUGAAGAUUUAGGACUAAAAGUGUGUCACUUUUGAUCGGCAAAAGUGUAUCGCAUACGGCGCCCAGUUACGUGACCAUCUCACCACGUUCGGGUAGUCAGCUUUCCCGGUGAUCUCAGUCCUUGGUCCCCAUGUAAAUAGUAAAUUAGAUCAUAGACUAAAAAAUAAUAAUAGUAUACCUAAUUAUGAUCAAGAAACGUUCGUUGUAUAUCGUGUGGAUGCUUUAGGGGAGGAGACGGAAGUAAUACUGGCCUAUUGACUGUGCACUCCGAGCGGUGAUCGAACAUUUCAAUAGGAAAACGAUAUAUUGAGGCUUUUUGUAUGUCUAUUGACUGAGCUUGGGCAAAGCGCCUGCAGACCAAUCCGCGCACACACAUAGCGUUGAAGAACGAUGGGUGCAUGGGCGAAGAACGCUGACGAGGUGUUGUGCAUAAUACAGAUAAUGUUUCGAAUAGUGAAAAUACGAUGAUGACUAACUAUAAGAGGAAUUAUCGACAAAGAAAGAGAUUACAAGAUAAAACGGAAGGGUUAACGCACAUGGCACUGGACGAAAGAAGAAGGCACAGACCGAAAAAAAAACAGGCCUGCAGGACACGAAGGACAGAAAAGAGCUACACUAAGCGAAAUCCUUUUAUAGUCGGAAAUGAAAUGCUAUUAUGGCAUAGCAUAGCGUUAGUAAACGCAUGUAGUUAUAGAAUACAUUCAAUGAGAACGUAUGUUGCCCUAAGUGUUUUGUCGCCUCCUGCUGGAGUAUUGCGUUGUGUCCUCUGUAUAUUUGCAUCAUACUUGUGCAUGACAUUUUGAGUAAGAGUUCCUGUGUUUCUAUGCUCCUUGUGGCCCCAUCUCGGCUUCCUCCUUCCCAAGUCAGUCUUCAAUCCCAUAUCACAGUCUUCCCGCUAUUGCAACAGGCUGUUCUGUUGACCUUCGAACAUUGCCGUUAUACCUGAUAUUUCCCAUUUGGGCGAAUAGGUCGUUACAGAGCAGAUCAGUUCUUUUUCUAAGGCCAUAGCCUAUCGCCUCCACCUUUCGUGUGUGAAAUAGAAGUGAAUUUCUACUUGCCACGUCACAUAUCUAUGCCUCCAGGUGAGCCUGGCCGAAGAGAUCAUCGACUUAAGUUGUCGUUGACACGUUUGUUACAGGAGUAUUUACACUAUGUUACUGUGGACUUUUGUACGUAUUUCUGAUCAACUGCUUAUGUUUGUGUUAGUUUUUUUCGCUAGUCCGAAUCAUCAUCUCAUCCAUAUGAAUUAGGCCUAGUAGGCAAUGAAGCUUGCCUCGUUUGUUUGAUAACAACAACAGCAAUCAGCAUUGCGCCAAUUGAUUAGAGUGUAAAGACAUCUCGUUGGUACCGCAGGCGUGGGGCGAUCUCAAAGCCACCGAAGGAAGCGGCCGUGUUUAUAUGGCUAUGUUGAUGAAACGAAGACUAUUUGAUCUAUACAAUCAAAAAAUAAUAACGCUAGCCUAUCCACAUAGAAACGACCCGAGCAAAUAUAGCAGUAUUCUCCGCGAUCACAAAAGAUUUCAUUUUAUAUGAUCAUUCUAUAAGCACCCUAUAUCGAACUAUAUGCAAGCUCAUCGGUCGAAGGUAGGCACCAUAUUCUAUCCGUGUCGUAGACGAUUCUGUUUCAGAGAAAAAAAAACUACGAAGAUCGCUUUACUGAAAGAAACUAAACAAUCAGGGGCAAAUUUGGUGAUGGUAUAUUUUCAUAAACGAUAGUAUGACGAACUAUCGACAUAGCUUAUUCGAACGGUGCGCUUAGGCUAGGCACUCACUCCUCCGCAAUGUCCAACAUCGCCGAAAAACUUCCGAUACUGCGAAGUUCUGCGAUCGCAUAGAAAACACGAUAUCGUACACAUCGCACGAUAACUGACGAAAUUACUGAGAAUCAGUAUCGACUGAGUGAAUCAUGCUCCUGCAGAGAGAUCUAUACACACACGUACAUACGAUAGACGAAGGAUAAUUUUGCCGAUAACGUCUGCCCCGUCCUGGACAGGACUUACGAUACACUGAAACAAUUCUCAUCGUGAAACCUUCGCGGCAAAUCUACCAGUGGAAAAACACUCAGUAUAUACAAUAGACUCUAAGCAAAGCGCGGGCCCAGCAAAGUUACAAAACAGCAGAGCAGCAGCAGCAAUAAGAUAACAGCGAAAAUUAUAAUAUCUAAGUCUAAGUUGUGCGGCGACCGAUGAUGACUGAUGAUAAUGCACUGAUGAUUGAUGACGAUAAUGAUGACACGACAGAGCGUUUGGGAGAGUGUUACUCGUAGUACGAUAGAUCCUUAGAUAACAACAAUAACAAUGACGAUGAUGACAAAAUAACAAUAGAUAAAUAAAACUAAUAAUAAAAAUAAUGCAUAAUAAGUUGGAAGUGGAAAAAUAGUGCGAGCUAGAAACAAAGGUGAUGAUGGUGACGAUAUGGAAGAUAUAUAAUUAAAUAAUUAGAUAGACGAGAGAAAAUAAUGAAGAUCAUCAUAUAAUGCUGACGAUGAGUAGAAGGUUGAACGGCAGGAGUUGAGAAUAAUCAUGGAAAAAAGAUGAGAACAGAAUGAAACCGAGGUGAACGAUAAAAGGGAUUGACAA
Varroa destructor (honeybee mite) is the source of this 11458-nucleotide messenger RNA. It is a transcript of the gene RhoGAP100F, whose product is annotated as Rho GTPase activating protein at 100F. The record is from RefSeq and is a predicted model, not a curated record. Gene Ontology annotation, biological process: cell migration; signal transduction; regulation of Ras protein signal transduction. Gene Ontology annotation, cellular component: synaptic membrane. Lineage: Eukaryota; Metazoa; Arthropoda; Arachnida; Mesostigmata; Varroidae. Gene Ontology annotation, molecular function: GTPase activator activity; protein binding.